This is a messenger RNA of Carya illinoinensis, 1088 nucleotides long. Its product is annotated as probable glutathione S-transferase. The record is from RefSeq and is a predicted model, not a curated record. The coding region runs from base 171 to 842 and encodes 223 amino acids. The transcript has 2 exons. Gene Ontology annotation, molecular function: glutathione transferase activity. Gene Ontology annotation, cellular component: cytoplasm. Lineage: Eukaryota; Viridiplantae; Streptophyta; Magnoliopsida; Fagales; Juglandaceae. Gene Ontology annotation, biological process: glutathione metabolic process.
CGAAGAUGUCCCAGACUCUAGCAUAGCAAAAGCAUUUAAAUAAAUAAAGUUACUCCUAAUCUUUUGAAUUUUAGAAGCUUAUAACAGACUAAGAAAAACCCAUUUCAUCAUUUGUUCAACCACCCGAACUCCUUACCAGGUUAGAAAGAAAAGGCAUAUACCUUACAAGAAUGGAAGAAGUGAAGUUACUAGGAGCUUGGCCUAGUGUUUAUGGCUACAGAGUGAUAUGGGCUCUGAAGCUCAAGGGUGUCAAAUUUGAAUAUGUAGAAGAGGAUCUUUCCAAUAAGAGUGAUCUUCUUUUGAAGUACAACCCAGUUCAUAAGAAGAUCCCUGUGCUCGUUCAUGGUGGAAAUCCAAUUGCUGAGUCCACUGUUAUUGUUGAGUACAUAGAGGAGGUUUGGCCCCAUGAUUCCUUGCUUCCGGAUGACCCAUAUGAGAAAGCCAGGGCUCGGUUUUGGACAAAGUUUGAAGAGGACAAGAGCCCCACUUUCUUUGGUUUCUUUCAUUUUGUGGGAGAAGAGCAAGAGAAGGCAACAAGAGAUGCCAAAGAGGUGCUGAAAAUAAUAGAAGAUCAUGGACUUGGGGAUAGGCAGUUCUUUGGAGGCAAUAAGAUUGGAUUAACUGACCUAGCCUUUGGAUGGUUAGCAGCUGGCUGGCUUGACGUCAUGGAAGAAGCAGUUGGUGUCAAACUGAUGGAAGCUAAUAGCUUUCCACGCUUACAUGCUUGGACUAAACGCUUCAAGGAAGUCCCUGUGAUCAAGGAGAACCUUCCUGCUCGAGAUGACAUGUUGCCGUAUUUCAAGCGCCUGAGGCAGAUAUUUAUUGCAUCUUCAACAUCAUAAAUGUCAGCUUUGGAAUUUUCCAUGUAUGCUUUGUUCUUUAUGUUUCGUUAUUCAGAGUUGGAGUUAUAGAGAAUAAGUACUGCAGAGGUUUCAAUGAAUAUAUUCCCACACUUUCAUUGAUAGAAAUCUGUAUUGUUAUAUACAAGAAUGAAGAGAAGCUAAUUUAGGAAAUACAUAUACGGUAAUGCUAGAAUUAUGCUAAAGUUUACAGCAGACAGCUAUAUAAUACAAAAAUAGAAUCAGCUA